Messenger RNA from Molossus molossus (Pallas's mastiff bat), 1327 nucleotides. RefSeq names its product RRAD, Ras related glycolysis inhibitor and calcium channel regulator (gene RRAD). Gene Ontology annotation, biological process: negative regulation of high voltage-gated calcium channel activity. Gene Ontology annotation, cellular component: plasma membrane. Bases 110 to 1021 code for a protein of 303 amino acids. The record is from RefSeq and is a predicted model, not a curated record. Gene Ontology annotation, molecular function: GTPase activity; calcium channel regulator activity; GTP binding. The transcript has 5 exons. Lineage: Eukaryota; Metazoa; Chordata; Mammalia; Chiroptera; Molossidae.
AGAAAAGGCACCGGCUGUGACAGCAUUGAGUACCCGAGCCUGGGUCUGUGAUCCCAGCAGGAAACCUUGUCCUGACUGUGUCUGUGUGCUGUAAACGGAAUCUGAGGUGAUGACUCUGAAUGGCAGCAGCAGCCGUGGGGAGGGACAGGAGCGAGAACGCCGUCGGGGCAGCACACCCUGGGGCCCAGCGCCUCUGCUGCAUCGCCGAAGCAUGCCUGUGGAUGAGCGCGACCUGCAGGCGGCGCUAGCUCCCAGAGCUCUGGCAACGGCUGCUGCGGGAAUUGAGACCCAGGGUCCGAGGCUGGACUGGCCCGAGAGCUCUUCUGACUCGCUCAGCUCAGGGGGCAGCGACUCAGAUGAGAGUGUUUACAAGGUGCUGCUGCUGGGGGCGCCUGGCGUGGGCAAGAGCGCUCUGGCGCGUAUCUUCGGUGGUUUAGAGGACGGGCCUGAAGCAGAGGCUGCAGGGUACACGUAUGAUCGCUCCAUUGUGGUGGAUGGAGAAGAGGCAUCGCUCAUGGUCUAUGACAUUUGGGAGCAGGAUGGGUGCCACUGGCUACCUGGCCACUGCAUGACCAUGGGGGAUGCAUAUGUCAUUGUGUACUCAGUGACAGACAAGGGCAGCUUCGAGAAGGCCUCAGAGCUGCGGGUCCAGCUGCGGCGGGCGCGGCAGACAGACGACGUGCCCAUCAUCCUAGUGGGCAACAAGAGCGACCUGGUGCGCUCUCGUGAGGUCUCCUUGGAUGAGGGCCGGGCCUGUGCGGUGGUCUUCGACUGCAAGUUUAUUGAGACCUCAGCUGCACUGCACCACAACGUCCAGGCACUGUUCGAGGGCAUUGUGCGCCAGAUACGCCUGCGCAGGGACAGCAAAGAGGCCAAUGCACGUCGGCAAGCAGGUACAGUGCGGCGAGAGAGCCUUGGCAAGAAGGCGAAGCGCUUCCUGGGCCGCAUUGUAGCUCGCAACAGCCGCAAGAUGGCCUUCCGUGCCAAGUCCAAGUCUUGCCACGACCUCUCAGUGCUCUAGGCCUCAAAGGCACUCACUGUGUUGUGCAGACAGAUGGACAGAUUGGUGGGCUGGCCCAGCAAACUGCCCUAGGUGCCUCAGGACUGGCCCAGACUUGGGUGUCCCCCACAUCAUGGUCAUGGACAGACAGUGCUGCCCGGGGAGGUGGCUUCCACUGGCCAUCGAGGGCUGGGCCCAAAGAGAUGCUUGGGCAGGCCCGUAUGUGUCCCAAGCAGCAGCCUGAACCCAACUCAUGGGAUAGAUCUGUGUGUGGGGCGAGGACUCUGCCCUUCUCUCCACCCAGGUGUGCAUGCCCGGGAGGGUGGC